This is a messenger RNA of Leishmania braziliensis MHOM/BR/75/M2904, 1482 nucleotides long. Its product is annotated as D-lactate dehydrogenase-like protein. The record is from RefSeq and is a predicted model, not a curated record. Bases 1 to 1482 code for a protein of 493 amino acids. Gene Ontology annotation, biological process: lactate catabolic process. Gene Ontology annotation, molecular function: FAD binding; D-lactate dehydrogenase (cytochrome) activity; D-lactate dehydrogenase (NAD+) activity. The transcript has a single exon. Lineage: Eukaryota; Euglenozoa; Kinetoplastea; Trypanosomatida; Trypanosomatidae. Gene Ontology annotation, cellular component: mitochondrion.
AUGACGGGCCCACUGAAGCAGGGCGAGUAUAAUGUGGGCACCUUCGAGGAGCGGCAGGCGAAGUACGCGGCGUGCAUCGCGGGGCUUCGAAAGGUUCUGAGGAAUCCUGAAAGGCAGCUGGAAGUACGUAAAAACAAGCUGGAUGUGUACAGCAAGGAUCACUCGUACCACAUGCAUGUGCUUCCUGCCGCUGCGGUACAGCCGAGCUCUGUGGAGGAGGUCGUGGCCGUAGUAAAGGUUUGCGCGGCGCACAAGGUGCCCAUGACGCCGCGCGGCACUGGCACUGGUAUCGAGGGUGGAGCCAUUCCUUACGCUGGCGGUGUCGUGAUUGACACAGUGGGACUCACCCGCAUGGACUUCGACGUCGACAAUGCGUGUGUAUGGGUUGGCGCUGGCGUGACAAAGAAGGCGCUGAACAAUGCGGCGGGCGAGAAGGGAUUUCUGUUCGGGCCAGAUCCUGCGUCAAACCCGUCCGUUGGCGGAAUGGUGUCAACGUCCGCGAGCGGGAUGUCGACGCUGCGCUACGGGACGACGCGCGAGAACGUGAUUUCCCUACGCGUUGUGACGCCGAGUGGUGACGUUGUGCAGACACGGCAGGUUGUGCGGAAGUCGUCUACUGGGCUUGAGCUGACGCAGCUGUACAUUGGGAGCGAGGGCACUCUGGGGAUUGUGUGCGAGGUGUGCUUCCGACUGUUCCCCUUGACGAAGUACUCCGCUGGCGGCUAUGCCGCCUUCGAAUCCACAGGUGAUGCAGUGCGGGCUGUCGUCGCAAUGCGGCAGCGUGGUGUGCCGCAGACACUGCUGCGAUGCGAACUGAUGAACAAGGGGAUCGUUGAGGCAACGAACAGCUACAGCAAGAUGUCGCUUCCAGAGAUGGCAAUUGUGCUGCUGGAGUUCACUGGCAAUGACUCUCGGCUGAGUGACAUUAAGCGUGACUACAAGUGCGUGGAGAACAUUUUCAAGGAGGUGGGGAAGGCGAAGGUGAUGCACUAUUUGCGGUCUGGUAAGGAGAUGGGGGACGUGUGGACGGCGCGGCGCUCCUGCUACUUUGCCGCGAUGCGCUGCCGCGGCAAGGAGGAGAAGGUGUUCGGCACAGAUGUAUGCGUGCCCAUAUCGAGGCUGACGGAGAUUAUCGAGUACACGGAGGCCGAGUUUGCAAAGAUGAACAAGAAGUGCUUCAUCUGCGCACACAUCAGCGACGGCAACUACCACCUGGUCGUUCCUUUUGCCCACAAGGAGGAGAUGGCGGAGCUGCGUGUGCUGGAGACGAAAAUGAUCAAGCGCGCCAUCGAGCUCGGAGGCACGAUUUCUGGGGAGCACGGCAUCGGCGUGGGAAAGGUCCACCUCGUCGUCGGAGAGCACGGCCAGUCACACAUCGAUGUGCAGGAGGUGAUCAAGACUGCGCUGGACAAGGACAACCUGAUGAACCCUGGCGCAUUUUACCCCUUCCAGCAGCGCUUGUAUCCCACGGCACACCUGUGA